This is a messenger RNA of Neltuma alba, 1239 nucleotides long. Its product is annotated as UPF0481 protein At3g47200-like. The coding region runs from base 1 to 1239 and encodes 412 amino acids. The transcript has a single exon. The record is from RefSeq and is a predicted model, not a curated record. NCBI's taxonomy places the organism in Eukaryota, Viridiplantae, Streptophyta, Magnoliopsida, Fabales, Fabaceae.
AUGGGCUCCACGGAGCCUCUCUCAGCAUCAUGUUGCAUCUACGGAGUACCACCAAGCCUUCGCAAGGUGAAUGAAAAAGACUACACACCUAACUAUGUUUCCAUUGGCCCAUUUCACAAUAGAAACAAGAGGCUAAAAUCAAGGCAACAAUUAAAAUUGUGGUACCUCCACCAAUUUCUGAAGAGAACCCAAAAGGAUUCAUUUGAUCAUUAUGUUCUAUUCCUGGAAGAGUCAGAAGAUAAAAUCCGACGUUGUUACUCAGAGACCAUAGAGAUGGAAAGCAGCCAAUUCGUAAGCAUGAUUUUGAUUGAUGCUGGCUUCAUUAUUGAGUUGUUUCUUGCUUUUAGCGAGGAUCAAUCAAGUGUUGAUGACCCUAUUGUCCGUAGAUUGUUAUGGCCAAUAUAUGAUAUAAUAGUAGACUUGAUUUUAGUUGAAAAUCAAUUACCAUUUUUUGUUCUUGAAGAUAUAUUCCACCAAACUUUUCCCGAUGGAUUCAAGGAUAAGCUUUCAUUUCUUGAUCUUACCAUCCCUAUUUUCGUGUCCUAUUUGUCAGCAAACUUAUAUUAUAUCCCAUCUAAAGGAAUGUUUGACCAGUCUACCUUUCCAUACCGAGAGGAACACCUCUGUGACGUAUUAAGGGCAAUUUGCUUACCAAGUAAUCCUCCAGAAAGAAUUAGAUAUUGGGCAUCAUUGAAGCGUUCAUACAGUGUGAGUCAACUAUAUGAAUCAGGAGUUAAAUUACAAGCUCACCCAGGUAAAAAGUUAACUGAGGUUCUAUUUUCAGAAGGGGUUCUAACAAUACCAAGAAUCAGGGUGAGUAAUUUGACUGAGAAGUUGCUGAGAAAUGUGGUUGCUUUUGAGCAAUGUCACUAUCCUUUGAAGCACUACGUGACUGAUUAUAUAGUCCUCUUAGAUUUUCUUAUCCAAUCUGUCAAAGACGUUGAGAUUCUUGCUGAAAAGGGGAACAUGGAGAGUUAUCUUGACAGUGAUGCAGUGGCUUCCAUGCUUAGCAAUCUACGCAAGCAUGUUGUUGAAAUAAGCGUCAAUAGUGAUUAUGCCUCUUUACAUAAAGGGUUACAUGAGUUUUAUAAUGAUCCUCGUCACGAGUAUAAAGCAAUCUUUGUACGUGAAUAUUGGAGCACUCCCUGGAAAAAAGCUUCUUCUUUUGCUGCAGUUCUACUACUUUUUCUCACUUUAAUCCAAACAAUAAGUUCUAUCAUCCCUUUGUUCAACAAGUAG